GAGGAUGCGCCUGCACUGACCUGGGCUGAGCUCUGGAAGCUGCACAGGGCACACUUGCAUGUCUGCUGCGCUUUGGAUGCAGCGGGUUCAUCAUGCAUCACUGCAGAAAGGCAACCGCUCUCGCCUGGGAUAGUACACUUUUGACUGAAGGAAACCGCCAAACCGGGCUGUUUGCUGGCACUGGGGCAUAUCAACGAAUAAUCAGAGAAGAGUAGAGAAGACGCGGCACAGAUCUAGAAAGCUUCACCUGGGAGAAGCUGUUCAUUUUCACUGCAGCGACAUUUAACUGCGUUCUAUUCCUUCGCGUACAAACCUAAAACAGCGUGCAGCCCUACUUUUUGUUUCUACUGCGAAAUAAUCCGUGUUUCAUCUCCAUGUGGAUACCGAGUGAAUUAGCACUUGUUGCAUUUCUUCUGGAGUGCUCUUCCCACGCGAGAGCUAUUCCUCCUGAAUGCGACCCGAAUUACAUAUUACACCAAGAUGAAGUGGACUGUAUGGAGCUGCUGAGGAUCAACGGGAGCUCAUCCAGCCUCCAGGAGUGUAGGGGCUUGUGGGACCAUCUGAACUGCUGGCCCCAUGCUCUGGUCGGAGAGGUCGUGUCUCAGCCGUGUCCCAGGUUCCUACAUACUACAGGUAGAGUGUUCAGGAACUGCACAGAGCAUGGCUGGACUGAGCCCUACCCUCCACACGAGAUAGCAUGCGAGUAUGGCUUCAAUGAAAGCCUCCCUCUAGAGGCACUCAGGUCCCAGAGCUACUUCCUGGUCGUGAGGGUCAUGUACUCGGUGGGCUACGCUGCCUCUCUUGCGUCGCUUACCAUCGCUGUUACCAUUCUCUCUCUCUUCAGGAGGCUCCACUGCACACGCAACUUUGUCCACAUCCAGCUCUUCCUCUCUUUCAUCCUCCGAGCAGCACUCAUCUUCAUCAGAGACUCUGUGCUUUUCUCGUCUGAGGACCAUUUUCACUGUGGCAUCUACCCGGUGAGUUGUAAACUUGCAACAGCGCUCACCAACUACUGCAUCAUGGCCAACUACAGCUGGCUCCUGGCUGAGGGCCACUACCUGUACAGCCUGGUCAGUGUCUCCCUGUUCUCCCAGAGGAGACACUUGUGGUGGUACAUCAUCCUUGGCUGGGGUUCUCCGAUGGUUAUUAUAAUAGGCUGGAGCUGUGCCAGGUAUCUUCAUGAGGAUGAGGGAUGCUGGGAGACCAGGAGGCACGAGUGGAUCUGGUGGAUUCUCAGAGUUCCUGUUCUCCUUUUUAUUAUAGUGAACUUAAUAUUUUUCCUGUGCAUUAUAAAAAUACUGUUAGCCAAGCUGAGGACACAAGACAUGCCUGGCAAUGAGUUUAACCAUUACAGGAAGCUUGCUAAGUCAUCGUUUCUCCUGGUGUCGCUCUUUGGUUUGCAUUACAUCCUCUUUGCCUUCCUUCCAAAUCAAGUUGAUGACAAGUCCUAUGAAAUAUGGAACUUUAUUGAGCUGGCUUUUGCCUCCACUCAGGGGUUCGUAGUCGCAGUUUUGUACUGUUUUCUGAAUGGAGAGGUGCAGAAUGAAAUCCAGAGGAGGUGGCGAAGGUGGAGGCUGAGGCAGCGUCUGCAGGUGGGGCCCAGGAGACAGUGUGGCUCCAUAAGCCAGAGUGGAGGGGGCCCCACCAACAUCUCUCUGCUCAACAAAAGACCCAACACACCCCAGUCUUCUCUGGUCUAACAGGAGUCAUCACUGCAGUCAAGACCGCUUAAGUUGUGUCCACGUUUGAAACAAGGACUCCAUUUGCCUGUAUGGAGCCCUAUUUAAGAUGCAAACAGCUGUUAAACAGGGUGUGCCUCUUUCCAAAAGUAAAUAUAAUCAACAAUCAGUCAACUGCUCCUUACGUUUAUGGAGCAUUACACACACAGAUUCCAAUGUGUCAAAUCACCUAAAUUAACACAUCUUUAAUACCUCAACAUACCAGAAAAGUUUCCGUCCCUGCUGAGGCAUUUGGACUCCAUGAAAGAGUUAAAACAUGAUGCACACCCACACAAGUUAAUGAGACAGCCAUCUGCUACAGUUUGUCAAGUUUUACAGUAUAAUACUGCAUGUCUUGCUUUGUGUUAUUUAUUUACUCAUUGAUGUUUGACCAUGAAAUAUUUUUGCUUGAACUGUGUAUAUGUUGCUGCACUUCAUUUUACUUGCAGAGACAGAUGUGUGAACUUGAUAAAGAUGAUAAUAAACAUUGCGCC
Molecule: messenger RNA, 2212 nt
Organism: Myripristis murdjan (pinecone soldierfish)
Lineage: Eukaryota; Metazoa; Chordata; Actinopteri; Holocentriformes; Holocentridae
Gene: sctr
Product: secretin receptor
Exons: 13
Coding region: 375-1700 (441 amino acids)
Biological process (GO): adenylate cyclase-modulating G protein-coupled receptor signaling pathway; cell surface receptor signaling pathway
Cellular component (GO): plasma membrane
Molecular function (GO): G protein-coupled peptide receptor activity; secretin receptor activity; peptide hormone binding
Source: RefSeq, a predicted model, not a curated record